CAGAAGGCAGAUCCGCUCCGCCCCUUCCUGCGGGAACCAGGCAGUUGCCGCCAUGCCGCCCCGCAGGGCGCACGCUGCGGCGUUCGCGUCCGCCGCCCGCGUUCUGCUGCUGCUGCCGCCGCUGCUGGCGUUGGCGAGCGCGGGGUUGAGCGGCUACUUUGGCACCAAGUCUCGCUACGAGGAGGUGAACCCGCACCUGAUGGAGGACCCGCUCUCCCUGGGUCCCUCCGCUACUGGUUCACGACUGCCCGCCGCCUGCGCGCCGCUGCAGCUCCGCGCCGUGCUCCGCCACGGCACCCGCUACCCCACGACCGGGCAGAUCCGCCGCCUGGGCCAGCUACACGCCCGCCUCCUCCGCCGGCCCGCCGCCGACUGCCCCGCUUCGGCCGGGCUGGCCUCCUGGCAGAUGUGGUAUGAGGAGAGCCUCGACGGGCGGCUGGCGCCGCAAGGCCGGCGGGACAUGGAGCACCUGGCCCGCAGGUUGGCCGCCCGCUUCCCCGCCCUCUUCGCCGCUCGCCGCCGCCUGUCGCUGGCCAGCAGCUCCAAGCACCGCUGCCUGCAGAGCGGUGCGGCCUUCCGACGCGGGCUCGGGCCUUCCCUCAGCCUCGGUGGAGACGAAGUCGAGGUUGAGGUUAACGAUUCCUUGAUGCGAUUUUUCGAUCACUGCGCCAAGUUUGUAGCCUUGGUGGAAGAGAACGAGGCGGCGAUGUGCCAGGUGAAUGCCUUCAAAGAGGGGCCGGAGAUGAAGAAGGUCUUGGAGAAAGUAGCGAGUGCCCUGUGUUUGCCGGUGGAGGAGUUGAAUGCAGAUCUUGUUCAAGUGGCUUUUCUCACCUGCUCCUAUGAGUUGGCUAUAAAAAAUGUGACCUCUCCAUGGUGUUUGCUUUUCACUGAAGAAGAUGCCAGGGUGCUGGAAUACCUGAAUGACCUGAAGCAAUACUGGAAGAGAGGAUAUGGCUAUGACAUCAAUAGUCGCUCCAGCUGCAUUUUGUUCCAGGAUAUUUUCCAGCAAUUGGACAAAGCAGUGGAGGAGAGUAAAAGCUCAAAACCCAUUUCUUCACCUUUGAUUGUACAAGUUGGACAUGCAGAGACACUUCAGCCUCUGCUUGCCCUCAUGGGUUUCUUCAAAGAUGAGGAGCCCCUCAGGGCAAACAAUUACGUCAGACAAAUGCAUCGGAAAUUCCGCAGUGGCCGCAUUGUGCCUUACGCAGCCAACUUGGUGUUUGUGCUCUACCACUGUGAUCAAGUGAAAACCUCUAAAGAAGAGUACCAAGUGCAGAUGCUGUUGAAUGAAAAAAUGCUGGUGUUUCAUCACUCAAAUGAAACCAUCUCUACUUACAUGGACCUCAAGGACUAUUACAAGGACAUCCUGGAAAACUGCCACUUCAAAGAAGAGUGUGAAUUACCAAAAGCUAAUAUUACUUCUGUUGAUGAACUCUGAGGGAGUAAAACUGAGUGGGUGUUCUGGAAAUUGAUCUAGGUUCUGUUGGACAUGUUAUGAACAAGCACUUUCGAUGACUGGCUGCUACAGUGUUGACUUCCUAAACUUGCAGAUUUGAUGAGUUGUCUCAGCUCAACAUGCUGGUUAUUUAUUACUUGAGCAGAAUUACAAAAACAAACUCUAUAACAGGAAUGUUGAUGAGCAUUUUUACAAAUACGUGAUGCAAGAUUGUUUGUAUGUAUGAAUAAGUAAUCUCAUUGGUCAUUCCUUUUACAAAUGUGCUGUAGUUGAAUUUAAGAGCUGGAGCAAGUUCUGUGUUAUCAGAAUUGAAGGUGGCUGGGCUGAUUAAGUAUUGCUUUGUGCUGACUGUUUUGCCAAAUGUUGUUUUCCUGUGACAGGCAUGAAACAAUUCAAACCUGGGAGCUUUUUUCCACUUUUUCUGAGCUUCUAGAAGAGAGGGCAGGUACAUAGUCCUCCAGACCUGCCCAAUGUGUACCUGGACAGCAGUAUUCAAAUGUGGCAUGGGCAUGCCACAUUACUUGGGCAUGUAAAAGAGGAGAAGCUGCAGUGUGUGUGCCUUACCUUUCUGAAAAGGUUUUAGGAGUUCAGAUUCUUAAAGUCAUCAAUCCAUCCUGCAUAGCAAGUUAGCCCCCAGGGUAAAUUAUCUUUAAAAAUAAGAAAUAAAAAAUUUAAAAAUUGAGGGAAUGGGAAGUAGCCACUCUUCCUUUAAGAUGGUAUGGGAGAUGCAGCAGUUGUUCCCUGUAUCCUUUUACUGUGAUUCUGUGACAACAUCAAUUUUUUAUGUUGGGUCUGGGCUCGGGCAUUCAUGGUAGACUCUACUAUAGCUGUGAAAAUCUUGGUCCUGUCCAAAUGCUGGCAGUUUUUCUUGGCAGCUUUGGUUGGAAGGUACCUCUGGGAGUCUCCAGUCCAGCCUUGUGCUUGAAAUGGGAUUAUUGCUAACCCUAAAUCCAUGCAGGGUUUGGGCUGUGUAAGCUCUCUGGCUGACACUUUUCUGCUAGCUUUAAGGCACCAACCCUGGAGUUGCUUAUGUAGGCCUUAUACCUUUGAUGUGCCAUCCUGUUCUAGAAAUGAAUUGUGUGCCAGUACUGGUGAUCUUCUAAAGCAGCUGCACUUAGUGAACAUAGGGUCACUUGCUGCUGAAAGCUGGAAGGUAUUUUAGAGCUCUGCAACAGGGCAGAAAAAGGAAAAAUUAAGAUAAUACUCCUGAAAUGUCUGAAAAGCAGUGUCAGAUAAAAACUCCUUCAUUGCCCAGAAGGGAAUGGCUGUGUGAAUAUGUUGUGCCAAAGCAAGUGAGGGUGUGGAGUCACAGUGCUGCUGGUAGCUCUUGAAGUAGAUAUUCACUCACACCCUGUGAUGAGUGUUCCAGAGCUCACCCUGUAAAGUGAGGCAUAGUUUGCUGGUCUGCUAGGGAGGGGUGAAAGGUUGGUGUAAGCAAUUAAGUUAAACUUAGUUUAUAAUUGGUUUAUUUUUCUUGAGGACUGGGACUUCUGUCAGGUUUUUUUUAAUUAUUAAUACAGCUGGUAUAAAAGCAAUUAAGGUUUGCUUAUUUGUAAGUUGAGGAGUAACCAAAAACUUGGUUUUUUACUGUUAUACUCUGAAUUAAGGGCUCUUCCCCUUGUUGAGACAGGAGUUCUUCUUUCAUUAGAGACCAUGGUUCUGAUUACUGAAGGUACUGAUUAAAACUGGUGGGUAUUUCAGCAUUGACAUCUUGGUGGAAUACUUACCUGUGUUAGCCCUUCAGAUCGUUUUCUGAAGCUGGUGAAAUGCUUAGGGAGGAGUACUUAUGCUGAAACAAAUGUAGGGCUAUAGGUCAGGGUAACUGGUACUGACAUAUCAGACUUUUACUGCUGUAUCAGCUUUGCAUGCCUCCAUGAUCCUACUUUGAGACUAAGUCAACUGAUUAUAGUUACUGUGACAGAAGCCUCUUACAAACUUCAUUGCAACAUCUGAGGCAACCUACUAAGAAACAAACCUUUGUUUGAAGACAUGUAAGUUUGGUAAAUAGCAGGCACAAGGGUGAGAAAAUCCACCUUUGAACAAACACUGUUUUCUGUGAGUCACUGAUCCUGAGAUGAUUCACAAUUUGAACAGGAGGGAUGAAAGCCUUGAAGGUGACUGGAGGAUUUCUGCUUGUCAGUUCACUGACACCGAUUUUAAGACAUUAUGUUUGAUAAAAGAUACAUCCUUCUUCCUAGUGGAGAAGGAAUACUUUGCACUUGGCUGCUUUUUUAUCGUGUGUCAGAUGAGGUGGAAGAGCCAAAAAAAAUUCUUUCUACCAUGAAGCAUCAUUUACUUCUGCAUCAUCUGGCUGAUUGCAUGCUUAAAUUGUGUCCAAAGGGCUUCAAGGGUGACUCUGUUUCCUAUUUUGCCUUGGAGUACCUCCAGCAUAAUGGAUGUCUCUUCAGUGGCUGUUAGCAAUUAGCUGAAAAGGAAAAUGUUCUGUUUGGGUUUUGGUCUUCAAGCAUGCACUGACUCACUUCUGUGGCAGAAUUAGAGGCUGAAUGUGGGAACUUUGCACAGCUGUAGGUAUAGAAGUCUGUGGACAUGUAAGGGUUCUAGGCACUUGUUCACAGACAUGACUGGUUCUUACCAUUAGGGAGGCAACUUCAGUAUGACCUUUUCUUUUACCAGUAAAUAAACAAUUUAUUUAAGUAUUAAAAAGGAAAAUUAAAAUGGAUCAAAAUGUUGACCUAAACUUGGACACCAGCUCUGUGAGCAGUGUUUGAACAGGCUGCUGUGUAUCAAGGCAUUGCAGAUUACCACAUCCUGAAAAAGUCCUGCAAGAAAAAUAGUGUUUUCUCUUCCUUCAUGUGGCUCUGUACAAAAUGCCUCAUCUCAGCCAUUCAUUGACAUCUUUGCAACUUUUCUAAACUGGAAUCUUUCAUUAAUGAAAAAUAAUAACAGUGUUCUUGGUUCCUGGUCUAAAUAUACUUGAAAUGUGUUUUAUUUUGUUAAAUGUCUAAAGCUUCACUAAUCUUUUCUGGCAAAUUAAUUUUUUUCUCCUUGCCAGUUCUGCUGCUGUCAUUCUAGUUGGCAUCAAGCUGUCAGAUCACUGGACACAAUGCAAAUUUGUAAUGUAAUGGUUCUAACUGGAUGAAUUUUGAAAACUUCUUUUGGAUUCUUAGUGCUGUGAAAUAAAACUGCAUACUUUUCUUCAUCUCCUUUAUAAGCAGUAAUAAUGACAUGAUCUUUAGUAUCAUAGCUGUGUUCUUUGAAAUAUAUUUGGUUGUUAGUGCUUGCA
Calypte anna (Anna's hummingbird) is the source of this 4700-nucleotide messenger RNA. RefSeq names its product multiple inositol-polyphosphate phosphatase 1 (gene MINPP1). Gene Ontology annotation, molecular function: inositol phosphate phosphatase activity; acid phosphatase activity. The transcript has 5 exons. Bases 53 to 1438 code for a protein of 461 amino acids. Lineage: Eukaryota; Metazoa; Chordata; Aves; Apodiformes; Trochilidae. The record is from RefSeq and is a predicted model, not a curated record.